GGAGGAGUGACGAACAGGAUACUGACUGUCGCCAGCAACUCACUACGGCAACUUCAGGUUUAAUCUGCUUCAACUCUUGCACAGAUGUCUUCUCGAAAACACACUGCUAGCAUUCAAAACAGCCACUAUGUACCAUCUGGCCUUGCUAGAGCUGCCUUUGUUGCUGCCUCAAAUGGUCUUUCCAUUGGUGCUGGUCCAUCCUCCAUUAAAACUGCCGAUGGUCUCAAGUCCCGCGAUAGUCGCUACUCUCUUGCUGCGUUAUGGUCAAUGGCUGCUGAGAACGAUGUUGAGGUUGAUGACGAGUUGACCAAAGCCCAGAAAAAACUGCGUGAUCUCAAACUCAGAAUAUCUUCUCAAUCUAAACGUAAUUUUGUUCUUGAACGAGAUGUCCGCUAUCUUGAUUCUAGAAUUGCACUUCUCAUUCAAAAUCGCAUGGCUCUGUCCGAACAGCAAGAAGUUGCAAGCCACCUUGAAGAACUUGAAAUGGGAGAGGGUCACAUUCCAGACGAUCGUCGUCGCCAACUGUAUGCCAAUUUAUUUUAUCUAUUACAAUCAGAGCCUCGUCACAUUGCUGGUCUUGCAAGAAUUGUCAGCCUCUCUGAAAUUGAUACGCUUUUGCAAACGGUCAUGUUUACUAUUUUUGGAAACCAAUAUGAGGCUCGUGAAGAAUAUUUGUUACUUUCCAUGUUCCAGAAUGUAUUGUCAGCAGAAUUUGAAGGCGCAACAGAUUUUGGAAGUUUAAUGCGUGCAAACACUCCGAUUUCUCGAAUGAUGACAACUUAUACUAGACGUGGGCCAGGACAAUCAUAUCUUAAGAAUGUGUUGGCAGAGCGCUUAAACAAAAUGAUCGAGUUGAAAGACUUGGAUUUGGAGAUCAAUCCAUUAAAGGUUUAUGAUCAAAUGAUCAAGGACAUUGAGAUUGCGACAGGUCAAACAUGCAAUCUGCCUCGUGGAAUUACUGCCGAAGCAGCACUAAAAAAUACGGAUGUUCAAGCCAUCAUUGCACCUCGGGUCAGGACAUUGAUUGAAAUUGGAAACUCAUUUCUUGCUGUUAUUAUGAACUCUUUAAAGCAAGUGCCAUACGGCAUUCGAUGGAUAUGCAAGCAGAUUCGCUCAUUGACAAAAAGAAAAUAUUCGGAUGCAAGCGAUUCUCAAAUAUGCUCACUUAUUGGUGGCUUCUUCAUGCUUCGAUUCAUUAACCCUGCUAUUGUUACCCCACAAGCAUAUAUAAUUGUGGAUGGAACACCCCAAAAAAACACUCGUCGCACUUUAACAUUGCUUGCUAAAUUGCUACAGAAUCUAGCCAAUAAGCCUUCCUACGCCAAGGAACCCUACAUGAUGGCACUUGCACCGUUUAUCGAGCACAACAAACCAAUCUUCAAUCAGUUUUUGAAUGAAUUGUGUGAGAUUGGAGAUUUUAAUGAAUCACUCGAGAUGGAACAAUAUAUCGCUCUUUCUAAAAAGGAAAUUGAUCUUAACAUUACAAUGAACGAAAUUCACAAUACGCACGGUCUUCUUGCACAGCAUAUGGAUAUUCUUGCAAAAAGUCAUUUGCGCAUUUGUCUGGUUGAUCUUGGUCCUGCGCCGCCCCAAGUGCCCCGUUUGGAAAAUAAACAGAUUUCACUGCAACUGUUUUCACGGUGGGAUCAGACUAACCAAGUAGAGACCCCGUCAGCAGCCGGCGCUGAUCAGCAGACAUAUGGAGAUUUUUUGUAUAUGGACACCAAGGCGUUGUUUGUGCAAAUUCUACGUUUGGCGCCUGGUCUGGCAUCUCAAAAACCUGUUAUGCUAGGCAAGGUAGUGGAGUUUGCUGCCACAUCGCGUGACGCUGCUCUUGUUCGUAAAGGUCUAAAGAUUGGCGAUAUGCUUCUAGAACUGGAACGGCUUGGUUUGGUGGAUGCUAGUAACGGCCAUAGUCUCAUGGUUGAAGAAAUCCUCAAAGAACUUGUACAUCUUGGUAACCUCAAGGACAAGAUAAACACGGAAAUGGAGUCUCUUGAGGCUGUAUACAAGACCAUUCAAGACCAUAACGACUAUCUUCGAUCACAGCUAGAAACAUACAAAGCAUACCUGUACAAUGUUCGUAACAACAGUGGUAUAUCUGCCAAGAAAACAGCACAUCACAAGAACAUGGCGCCUAUAAAGUUUACCCAUCAGAAACUGGAACAGGAAGGAAUCAUUGUUGAAAGCAAUAUUCCCGAGAAUAGACGCUCGAAUAUAUACUUUACGAUAUCGUCGCCAAAUCCUGGAACUUAUAUGAUUGCACUAUGUUUUAAAGGUCGUGACAAGCCAAUUUUGGAAAUGGAUUUAAAGCUUGACGAUCUUCUUGAAAAGCAGCAGCUUGGCGUACAAACACUUGAUGUGGAAUAUGUGACACUUAGUGUAGCCAAGAUGCUUGCAUUGCUCAAUAACUCAUUCAACAAGAAAUGAAGAAUAUAUUCUCAGUC
This is a messenger RNA of Batrachochytrium dendrobatidis JAM81, 2447 nucleotides long. RefSeq lists its product as uncharacterized. Gene Ontology annotation, biological process: regulation of GTPase activity; negative regulation of Ras protein signal transduction. Gene Ontology annotation, cellular component: cell cortex. The transcript has 12 exons. Gene Ontology annotation, molecular function: GTPase activator activity; protein binding. NCBI's taxonomy places the organism in Eukaryota, Fungi, Chytridiomycota, Chytridiomycetes, Rhizophydiales. The record is from RefSeq and is a predicted model, not a curated record. Bases 85 to 2430 code for a protein of 781 amino acids.